Lasiosphaeria miniovina is the source of this 1074-nucleotide messenger RNA. RefSeq lists its product as uncharacterized. The record is from RefSeq and is a predicted model, not a curated record. The coding region runs from base 1 to 1074 and encodes 357 amino acids. The transcript is spliced from 7 exons. Lineage: Eukaryota; Fungi; Ascomycota; Sordariomycetes; Sordariales; Lasiosphaeriaceae.
AUGGCAUUGCGUCGUAGCGUGGGCGCAAACGUGGAUAUGGGCGCACUUGUGUGCGACUAUCGGGGAAGCAACACCGAACACGCUGCCGCAUUUCACGUCUUUGUAAUUUCUCGUGCUGCAAUUGCGUCGGUGAAAGGCUUUUGCUUGUUUUUCAUCACUAUCGUUGUCUGCAGCAUUGUAACGGUCUCAGAUAACCUAGAUGCCCAGGCUUCCUUGCGAAUUCCGACCGCAUUCGCGCUCGCACGCACAUUCGACCCGACAGCUGGCAGGCAGGCUCCCUUGUCGUCAUCUUUCGUCGGUAGUCGCGGUAAUCACAGGCAGUACUCAACCUCACUCACGAAAUACAAGGAAAACAUGAACAGCCAAGCCCAGCAACAGAGCUCCCACCGGCCCAACGACCUCCGCCAGCGGGGUCCCGGCGCAGGCCUGGGCUCGGCCUCGUCAUCAUGGCGACCAACAAGCAUCCUGCUCCGCGCCCGGACCGCCGCCAUGACGCCGGCCGCCGGAGCAGCCACCUCUUCUGGCCUCUCUGACCGCAUGCGCGCGUACCUGCGCAGCAGCGACGACGCCAUGGUCGGCCACCUGGCCGUGCACCCGCGCGCCGUGGCGGCCAUGUACUCGCGGCAGCGGCUCGCGGCGGUGCAGCUGGCCGUCGACGGCGCGUGGGCGACGACGACGGCGGCGGCGGCGGCGGCGUCGUGCCGCCCGCGCAAGAAUCCGUUUCUCAACAGUAACAACGGCAACAGUAUUAGCAACAGCAACAGCAACAGCAACAGCAGCAACAACAGUGAUGAUCAUGCUGUCGCGCAAAACGCCCAGGACAAAAGACCAGCUGCUGCUGCUGCUGCUGCUGUCGGGUUUGCGUUUGCAGGCGGCUGGGAGGAGGAGGAGGAGGACGACGACGACGACGACUGCGUCAUGCGCGACAUUGGCGAGGUCGGCGCGCAGUUCUGUUAUGAUGCUGAUGCUGAUGCAGAUGAUGAUAUUAGUGAUAUCGCCGCUGCUGCUGCCGGCUGCGGCCGCGAUGCUGUCGUGGAGGGCAUGCGUGCGGCGCUGGCGGCGCUGGAGAUGUGA